AAAAUAUUCCUAAAAAACAACAACAAAACAGGUUUGUCUCACUCUCUCACUAACCGGAAACCUAAAAAUUCCAUUUAUUUAUCAAAUUUUCCUUGACGUUGGCCAAUAAUGAUAAAGUUUGUCAAACACAAACAGCAGCAGUAUUAUCUUAAGCAACGACAGCAUCAGGACCCGCAACUAAUUUCGUCACAACAACAACACCAGGAGUCGUCGUCCACUUCCACCAUCUUGUCGUACUCUUCCUCGUAUAAAUCGGCCAAGAAUUUUUUCAAGAAAAAGGGCGAAUCAAAUGACUCGGGUACUGAAUCUGAUGGCGACAUCUUAGAUGUGGAUACAAAACAUCAUCAACAACACUUAGAGUUGGAUAUGGAAACUAGUUUUAGUUCCUGCACCGAUGCAAACUCUCCGACCGAUACAAUUUGUUCAUCAGAAUCUUCUGCGAUGAUGUGUAAAUCCCACCUUCAGUACGAUCAGCACAGUUCCGAAGAAGAACUUGAAGUUAUCAAUGGACCCUCGUCUGUAGCGGCUGCUGAGGCGGCGCAUGCCGCCAGCAAUGUGUUGACAGUGCGUGGCACAUCGUCGCUGAUAUCAGAACGUGGGACUUCAUCACUGGAUCCCGAUGAGUUGCAGGGAGAAGCAGCGGCCUUGAAAAGGUCCAGUUCAACAUUAGUAGAGAAUCGUAAACGAUCACUGGCACACAGUUCCGAUGAUGAUUUACGAAAUUUCUUGGAACCGAUUUUAACGCCUGUCAACUUUCGCACAUCACCGCCUUUGGAGGCUUUCAAGCCGAACCGUAGCCACAUGUAUCGUUCGACAACGCCACUCAUACUGCAGGAGGCACGUUGCGGCAUUGAAAAUAUUAAGUUAUGUGAUAAUAGUGUUAAUGAUGAAAACGGUGGAUCAGCCGUUGGCAACAAUGGCGACUCGUCCUCGGCUAAUUGUGCCAUGGGCACCGAGGAGGAGAAUGCCGAAAACAAUGAGGGUAGCAGCAGCAUUAUCAAAAUGAAAAUGAGCGGUUCGACCAGCAGUCAUCACAUUUAUCAACCUCAAGCCAAGCAUAAUUUUCAUUUUAAUAGUUCGCGCAGUAGUCCUGCCUCCACGACUGGUCUCGAUGUUGAGGUACGGUCGGUUAGUCCACCGGCGAAACUCUUCCAUUGUGCAAUAUCACCUAGACGCCGACCCAUGCGCACACCACACAAUUCACAGCGGCUGCAGAGACCGCACAGGCCAUGUUUAGAUUUUGAUAAAAUGCAGCAGGUUAGUUUGUAAUGUAGCGCCAAAUCAAAGACAAAAUUUCAAAACAGCAACAACCACAACAACAGCAGCAGCAGCAGUAACAACAAAAACUAUCACUAUCAUCAUCGUCGCCACCAUCACCACCACCAACACAAUCAUCAUCAUCACAACCACAAUAAUAAUAACAAUAACAACAACUACCACCAGCAUUACUAUCAGCAGCAACAACAAACAAUGUCAAGCGGGAGAAUGUCUUCUUCUUCUACUUUUCAUGCUAAUAUCAAUAAUACUGAGAUAGCAACAACAAUAGUACCGGAUACCAACUACAACAACUAUAAUCACAACUAUUACUAUUUCUACAAUACUACAACGUCAGCAGGAGCAACAGCAGCAUCCGGAACCCAAUUUGUGGCCACCCAUAAAAUAUCAAUAGCAAAAACCACAACAGCAGCAAGCGAAUGUGUACCUAAAAUUCUGCAAAUGCAUACGGAUGCAACAACAUCAUCAUCGUCGUCGCCGUCUUCAUUGCCACCACCACCAUCAUCAUCAACAACAACAACGCCAGCAGCAGCAGCAACAUUUUUUGGAGCAAUCACAGAAGAGGUUGGUGUUUGACAACUGCUAGAAGGAAAGUCCACAUUUAUAACUGAUAUCAAUUCAAAUCAACAAUAGGAUCCAAUGCAAGUAGCAUAACCUCAAUUCAUGUAUUUUAAAAGAGUGGCUUUUUCAAAAUUCAUUCCAGUUUUACUGGAUAUUAUUACCAAUGAUUGGUAAAAUUCAAAAUGUUCCAGAUACUUGGUCUAGCAUCAUGCCUCGAUUUUAUGUUGUUAAAUUGAUGAUGAUCAUUGCAUUAAUGUGGAAUAUAUUACUAAAUAAUAUUAGUUCAUAUUUUUACAAACCUAAAUUUGUAUAAAACUUAGGGUAUCUACACAUAAGGAAAUCCGGAAAAACUGGAUGCUCCGUUAACGAACAGUCGUAUAGGGUUUAUAACGAAGAUCUCUUAUAAAUUAUGAUUGGUUGUAUUACAUUUUCGUUAUAACCCCGCCCCGACUGCACAUAUCUCUCGCAAAUCCUUUAACACUUUGAAUUCUCUUUAAAAUUGUUUCUCUAAAAGAAAUUUUAAUUGUUAUUUUUUUAAAGAAUUGUUUAAAAAUAAGUAAUACUUAUUUCAAUGUUUAAGCAUAAAAUGAAUUACAAAUCUAAUAAUUUUAAUAUGUGUAAACAUACACUUACAUCUAAUAAGGCAUUAAAAUGUUGAUUUAAAAAACAAAAGGGAAUUUCCAAAAGCAAAACGAACGUUGCAUAAACGAAUCACUGUGAUCUACAACUACUAUGUGACAAAUUUUUGAUUUGAAAGCAAAAACUUGAAUGGAAAACUUUCGGAGAUUUUGUUGGAAUAUUUAGACGGGACAAGAAAAUUUUAUAAAUAUCCCCUUUUCAAUGUCAAGAAAAUUGAAUUUAUUUCAUUUAAUUUUUUUCAGUAAAUUAUUUUUUGCAAACCUUAUAUCAUAGCUACUCAAAAUACAUAUAUAUUAAUAAUUAAUUAAAAUAAUUUAAUGAAAUGUAUAUGAAUAGUUAAUUUUUUACUAAUGUUUCACAUGGCAAACGUUUCAUUUCUCUUUUGUAUUUUUCUAUUUUUAAUAACGCUAUGAAUUUAUGAAUAUCAUCUGUGAAAUGAUGUGUAAAUAAUAAUCCAAGAAUUUAACAGCUUUCGGGGUUGUCUUGUUUAUAACAUUUUAUAAUUUACACAUUCUUUCCGGGAAGAUAAAAUCCUCAGAAUAUGGAAAUAUUAAAAACACAGAACUAUGAAAUAUUGGUAACAGUGGCCUAGAAAAGCCCUUCUCUAUAUGUUUGGUAUAAUUAAAUGAUGUCGAUUUUUUUUAAGUUUAAAACACAUUCGAAAUCUCACUUUAUGUAUCUUGUCUUUUACCGAUUUCCAACAAAAUAUCCUGCUGAUCUGAUUGCCAAAAUGUGAUUUAAGCUAUUAUAAUAAUAAUAAUUGUGAUAUUUUUCGAUGUGAAAUUCUCCAAGAGAUUUUGAAAUAACAUUUUAUUGCCUUUGUUUGUUUUAAGUAACAUUUAACAAAUAACACAAUUUGAUCUCAAUUUAUAAUAUUAUAUUUUAAUAAUGAUUUUUUUAUGUUUGUUUGUGCGUACAAAACGUUUCAAUGUUUUAAGAACUUCCCAUAAGACAAUGACCAAGAUGAAACACUAUUCGAAUGCAAACUUUAGUCGAUGUAAGCUUCAAUUUUAUGAAAAUGAAAAAAGUUGAAACUUAUUCUUCGAAAACGAUUAAAACCUUUCACGUGACCCAAAAGGACAUUUUUCAGACUGCAGUUUAUCUUCGAUUUGACGUUCUCUUCGACUGUUGUAUUGUAAAGCAACCCUUGCUAGUAUAUAGUAACACGUCCUGUGCAGUACUACCUUCUUGCCUUCUUCUCUCUAACUUCUCGCUUUCCUUGUUGCGGAAAUUUCAGCCUGAAAACUCUUCUCUUCUAGAGGUAGAUCAAGUGUCUGUGAGCCACCCUAGCCAGUUCAUGAGUCAUUUUAUUCUCUGCAAUGCGAUUGUGUAUGGGGAUCCUAAAUUGUGUCACGUAUCUCUAAAAAUUUCAUGAAUAGCUCUGGAUUUUGUGGUGCUAUACUUGAGUACAUUUAGAACCCCUCGACUUUUGCAUACAUUGUAGCGGAUCCUACAAUACUACCUUGUUGCAUGAUUUUUAGCCUGAAGACUUUUCUCUUCGAGAGGUGGAUCAAGUGACUGUGAGCCAACCUAGCCAGUUCAUGAGUCAUUUCAUUUUCUGCAAUGCGACUGUGUCUGGGGACCCAUUAAAACUUAAUUGUGUCACGUAUCUCUAAAAGUCUCACGAAUAGAUCUGGAUUUUAUGGUGCUUGAGUGAGUAACAGUUUCUGCAAAACUACCUUGUAGCAAGAAUUUCAGACUGAAAACUCUUAUUUUAGACCGCCGGAUCAUGCGACUGGUAUGUCACCCCUAGCUGGUUCAUCAGUGAUUUAAUUUCCUUCAAUGUGGCUGUUGGCGGGGACCAAAAAAGUAUAAUUGAGUCACUAAAAUCAAUGUUCUGGAGUUGGAGGUGUUUUUUUGAGUGCGGUACUGCAAUACUACCUUCUUGAUUUCCUUGUUGCGAGAAUUUCAGCCAUAAAAUUAUUUUCUUCGACCCGUGGAUCAAGCUUCUAGUGAGUCAUCCCUAGCUAGUUCAAUAAUCAGCCAUUCCCUUACCUGCAAUGUGACUGUGACCGGGAUUCGAACAAAGCUUAAUGGUGUCACAUAUCUCUAAGAGGCUCAUGCAUAGCUCUGGAGUGCACUGAUAACUUCUUGUCAAUCUAGAUAUGUACAUCCUGCAGCUUGCUUCAUUGCGAGAAUUUCAGCCUGAAAAAACUCUUCAUUUGUAUGAGUUUUGUAUGUGGAGGUUAGAGCCGUUGAGGCCUGCUCUAGAGCCUUCAUCCAUUUUAAAAACAUCAGCACAAAAGCAGAUAGACCUUUGAGAGAAAUCUUCCCACUAGUUCUUUCCGCAAUCAGAAAUUUCUCUCAAUGUUUUAUCCACAACAUCCUGUUCAGGGGAAGUUUGUCGGUCAACAUAUAUGUGGUCGCAGGGCUUGUAGUGUUACUCUCAAGAUCUCUAACCCACCAGAUACCACUUCUAUUUGGGCUUCAGUUAUAGUUAUCCUAAAAGCCAGUCAGUUGGAAACUGCCUUUCCCAAGGAGUUAUCAAUAUGGAUUCACAGUUCCUUUAUGUCCAUUUUUCCCACAAGGGUAUCGUUCGCGUUCGACGCGCCCUAUAGAUUCUGUGUUAAUCGUAAUCAUAUGGUAACAAUUGUUGGACAAUCACCAAAAACUAUAAGUAAUUGUAGUAUUUAGAAAAAAGGUUCCCGAGGUUGGUUUGUAAAAAAAUUGAUAUAAUCCAACCAGCAGCCAGCUCACAUAUCAACUUUAUAACAACCUCACACCCCACCCCUGUUUUCUUUUCUUCUAUUGUAUCGUAGAAUAGUCCUGCCUGUAAUAUUGGCCUAAGAUUAAUUUUCUUGCUUUUAAAGUUCAUCGGGAUUCUUUAAGCUUAUCACAAAGUAUCGUCCUACAAUCGAAAUAAAAAUUGAUUCUGUUUUUCUUUUAGAAUUUCCCCUUUCCAAUAUUUUUUUUCGAAUAGUGUUUCAUCGGAAUGAGUUCGGUUAAUGCUACAUAACUUGUAAAUGAUAAUAGUAAUUGCAUAAGACACUGGAAAUACACAUAAAUUACGCUCCCCCACAUUCACUUUGCAUUCAAAAAUCAUCCAAAAAAAGAAAAAGAAUACAUACAACUGAACAGAACUGGCCAACUAUAACUGCAACAAUAAAACAAAUUCAAAAUCUAAACCGAUAACCAAAACAAAACAAAAAACAUACAUACAUACAAUGGAAACAAAUAUGGAAACCGAAUCCAAUAACGAAAAGAAUGAAAUAUUUUCAAAAUGAAACAUUUUAAAAUAAAACAAAGAAAAAAAACAACAAAAAAAAAACACAUUUUUACUUAAGAAAGCAAGCAUAAGGAAUGAAGGAAGAAGGCAGGAAGCAAGAUGAAGUAAGAAAUAAAAAAACCAAACACCUCUAUUCAUAAAAAAACAACAACAAAUAAAAAUAACAAAUAAUUUUAUAAAAAACAAUACAGAAAAUAAAAACUGAUAUGAGGAAGGAAGUAAGGAAGAAUGAAUAUAAAAAAUGGAAAACAAAUCAUUAUUUAAAUACAAAAAAAGAAAAAAAAAAACAAAACAAAAUCAACCAACAAAACUCUAGAGAAGACAGUCGACAACCAAAACCAACCAACCAACCGAUAUUUAACGGAACAAGGAAUGCAAAACAAACCAUAAUUACAACAACAAUAAUAACAACAACAAAUGAAAUCAAUAAUAAAUUAUGCAAAACAAAUAAAAUAAAAAUAUUUAAAAACAAAAAUAAAUACUAAAACAAAAGUAACAUACAAUACGACAACAACAACAAAUUUGUUUUUACACAGAAGAAGAAAAAUAAAAUAACUCAUACCAACAACAACAACAAACUAAAAUAACAAAACAAAAAACAUAUUUUUUCACCAUUAUAUAAAAAAACAGAAUAACAAUAAUAACAACAACAACAAAAAAACCAAAAUAUAAUCAAUAACAAUAAACAUAUAUUUCACAUACCGACCACCACCACCCAUAUUCAAAAAAUAAAUAAGAAACAAAACAAAAAAAAAAAAUAAUUACAAAUACAACAAUAUCAUCAUUAUAAACCAAAUCCAAAAUCAUCAUCAAUAACCAAACACUUACACUCACACACACACAAAUCCUAUUUUGUCCUCUUUAUGUUUUUGACCAUCCCUGAAAGAAAAAAAAAACAAGAGGAGCCACAAGAGUUUCAGUUUUAAAAUAAUUUUUAUUUUUUACAACAUUGGCUGAAUAGUCUUAAAGGGCAUUGCAGGGUAUCCAAAACCAAAAAGAACAUUUAUUUUCUACCCUUAAAGUCUAUUUUUUUUAAUUGUGUCCACCCAGGACAAAAAAAUAUGUUACCUGCUUAAUCGGGUAAUUAUUAUUUAAGAAUAUGCUCUUUUCCAAAACCUGCAAGAAUGUUAAAAUGUUGCCGCGACAGCCGAUUAUUCCUUUGUGAUAUCGAAAAAACAUGUAAAAAUAAUAGUUUCUUACAGGUUCUGGAACAGAGCCAGAAAUAGAUGUUUAUGUGAACCCUUUGAAGUCAAAAUACAAUUUUAUAAUAUUUGUCAAAAUGUGUAUCAUUAUUCCCUAUAUUGGAUCCUGACAAUCCAUAACUAUUCAGUUAGUGUAAAAAAACCUUACCAACUCCCCCAAAGAAUAUAUUUAAUUGUCCUGCUCCUCUAUAGAACAAAACUUAAAAAAAAACAACACACUAAACCAAAAAAGUCUGUGGUGUCAUGCUGAUGAACAAAAAAAAUUACAAAUGAUAAAUAUGCCAGAAACUGAAGAUGAAAAAGGAGGGUGAGGGCCAUAAGACUCAGCCCAUUCCCUCCGAAAAAAAUUAUGAGGAAGAAUUAAAAACAAAUAACAAAUUAUAUUUAAAUUUUAAGUAGUUGUAAAUAUUUGUGAAAACAAAAUAAAAAAACAAACAAACAAAUCGAAAUAAAUAAAUAUUCAAUAAAGGAAAAACAAAGAAUGAAUGAAAAAAAAAAACAACAAACACACAAGAAAAUCAAUGUAAUUUUAAUUUGUAUUAAAAGAAAAGAGACGAAACAAUUGAGUUCUUUUAAUAUUUUCUAAAACCAAACAAGAUUCCCAUUUUCCCAUACCUCCUCCCAUUGAAUUAUCGGUUCUGUAUUUCAAUUAGCUUUACAAUAUUUAUAUUUAUUAACAGGAAAAUAUAAACAAUAUAACACAAUAAUCCAAAGCCCUCUUAUAUCAAAUUGGUUAUAGUUUUUUAUCUCUUGUGUUAACUUUUUUUGGCAUAAAAAUAAAAACAAUAACUCUGGGCAACAAUCCUUUAAACCCCUAAAUUAGAAUUAUUUGCAAAUUACAUGAGUAAAGCACAGUGGUAUCCAAAAGCCGUAUAUUAUUAUUUGAUUUAUAAAAAUUUAAUAAAGUGGAACAGGAGGAGAAUUCAGUCCACAGUCUGACAAGUUUUCUGCCUGGAAUCUGUCAAAAAGGAAGAAACAAAAAAUAAACAAAUGCGACAAUUUAGCUGACUUACUUACGAAGCCGUUUAUCUUGUUUCAAAUAUGCAAUGCCGGGUACAAAUAUAUCAGAUAAAUAUAUCUUCUGAGCAAAAAUCGUCAAUGUUUUAAGCAAAAUCUUCAAGUAUCUUCUGAAUAAAAAUUUUGGAUUUUUAGUCAAAAAAAUGAAAGACAUCCCGACCAGACAUGUGGUUUUUUCGUGGGGAAAAGGGUUUACCUUGCCUCCUCACCGAAAAUCGUGGACUUUUUAAGAAGUUUUUUAGCAAUAUAACUUCUGUGCAAAAAUCGUGGAUUUUUUAAAGAAAAACUUCAAGCAUCUUUUAAAAAAUCUUGGAUUUAAAGAAAAAAGGUUGAAAGACAUACCCCAGACAUAGUUUUUCUAUUUUUGUGGGGAAAGAUUUUAACUUUCCUCCUCACAAAAAUCUUGGACUUUUUAAUUAUAAUUUUAAUUAUAUUACUCCAUCAAAACGGGGUUUGAAAAGCAAAAGAGUUCCAAACAGCCUUAAAGCCCCUAAAACGGGACAAUAAAGGAUGUUUUGGUAUUGAUCCAGUGCCAUAGCAAUUAAGACCUAAGAGAAAAUUUCUCUGAGUUAAGACCUCUAUAUCGUUUAGAGAGAAUGAAAUUCCGCCUUGGAGAAAUUCGUUGGGACUUCUCGCAGAGUCCUUAGGUAUAUAAUACACUUCACUCUGCCCUGUCGCUUUUAGGGUGAUCAAACAGGCGAUAAAAUCGGCGACAGCUGAUGGAACCGGUUGAGGGGAGAUGGCCUAAUUCUAGCGCCCUUUUAAGCCUAGAAUGGCCAUGUAAUUUAACACCCCUUUUUAAGACUGGAGAAAAUGCUAAUGUAUGGCAAAAUGUCACGCACUCCCCUAAAUUCGAGUGGUCAGAGAAGCCAUUUUCAGCCUUUAACUCUUAAUAUUCCCGAGUCCACAUAAAAUGCCCCUAAUAAAACUCCCCUAAAAGCAAUUGUUUCCUUCCUCGAGACACUCCAAGUUAGAGGUUCGUUAUUCAAGACCACCUUGUCCCUUUUUUAAAGAAGAGGCCACUAAAAUUCAAAGUUCUGAAGACAGUUAGCUAUUUCUCUCACGUUCGCCAAUAUUUUUAUUGCAGUGACCCGGUACACAAAUCUUCAAGGUAGCGUUAGAUUUUAUUUUUAUAUUGAAUAUCCUGCUGAUUAUGCUCAUAGAUAGGUUACCAGUACUGCAACAAGCUGUUUCCUUCCUCGAGACGCCUCAAGCAAGUUAGCGGUACACAAUUCUUCAAGUUAGCGUUGGAUUUUAUUUUGGUAUUCAGUGACUUGAAUAUCCGGCUGAUUAUUAUCAUAGGCUCCCGGCAGUUCUGGGGUCAAAUUCUUGAAAUCGAUGCAUGUUGAUGGCUUGAAUUGUUACCAUUUCAUCCAAAGAAUAUAAAACAUUUCACAAAUAUAAGCUGUCGGGUUUUGAUUUCUUUUCGAAAUGUUAAUAAAAUUUGAGUAAAAAAUGGUUAGGACGAAAAACUGUCCCGUUCUCUCGAUUUCUAUAUUUUUUCCAGCCCUUAAAGUAUUUCCGAUAAAAAUAAGAAUUUCAACUCCAGUCGAGCUCCAGAAGCCUCCACUUAUUUCUUCACUUGUUUUGACAUAAUUUCGUUAAGAAAUUGGAGAGGGCUCCAACUCCAUUUAUGUUCCGAGUUUUUAUAUCCUAUCUAAUUUUCCAUUUUAUCAAUACUAAAAUUUCUUCUAGACACUUAAAUUAUUUUUUUGUUUUUUUUUUCCUUUAAUUUUUUAUACAUAUUUAUUCCUUUGAUAAGGGGCUAACCUUAAAACUUUUAUGGAAACAACUUAUUAAUAUGAUCCUUAAAUUUUUUUCUUUAGUAAUUUAGCAUUUUACUGAUUUUUAACGGAAACCCUUUUUCUGGUUUUAUAAAAACCCAGGAAUCUAUACCUUGUUGCUUCAAAAUAAUUUGAAGAUUCUGUUUUCAAUUUCAGUGAACUCUGAACCCACUGUGCUGUACCAUUGCUCGAUAAUAUUUUUUGACAUUUUUAAAUCAAUUACUUGCCAAAAGAAAAAUAACCUUUGUCACAAAUCCAUUUCCCAGCAGAACAAAAAGAAAUCCCACACAUAGACCCACCACCUUUUGCAAACCCAAAGAAAUAUUAAACAAAAAAAAAAUAAAAAACAACAACAUCAACAACAAAUCAAAUCCCCUCACCAGAGUACGAGUAUAUCAUUGUAACAUUUUUAAAUUUAAGUGUAACGGAACAAAAUCCAAAUAAAACCAAGGACUCUCUAUAUUAAAGAAAAUCCCAAAACAACCACAAAAAACUAUUAUACAUUAUUACAUUAUCCCAUAUGUCAGCAGCAGCAGCAGAACCCCCCUAACCUAACAAUAUUCUAACAAUAACCAGGCAUAAUUAUUUGCAAAUUAAUAAGAAAAAAAAAAGAUAUUUUUAAUAAAACAGAUAUUUAAAAGAAAAAUCAGAAAAAAACGAUUUUUUUCAAAUUUCAGUUGACCACCACAAACAACUACAAAACAGGCAACCAAAAACCCAUUUUCUUCAUCCACACACCAAAAAUACAAAAACACAUGAAACGCCCACAAAACAACAACAACAAAACAUUGAAUUUCAUUGACUGAAUUAACAAAAAAAUAAUAAAAAAAUCAACAAAAAUUUAAAAAACAAAGACGAAACCAACAACAAGUUUAAAACGUAGAUUUUAAGUCUUAACAAAAGAAAAACAAAACAAAUAAAA
Molecule: messenger RNA, 10626 nt
Organism: Musca domestica (house fly)
Lineage: Eukaryota; Metazoa; Arthropoda; Insecta; Diptera; Muscidae
Gene: Reph
Exons: 4
Coding region: 109-1269 (386 amino acids)
Source: RefSeq, a predicted model, not a curated record